CAAACAACCGUAGGAGGAACAUGCUCCACCAGGAUGUUCCACUGCAGGAUGGCCCCAACAGCAAGUCAAUCAAACGGCUCUUCGCCAAUAUUCCGAAAUAACUGUUCCGUAAAGCCAGGUGAAGACAUCUACAUCACCGGCAUUUCGGGGUAUUUCCCCGAUUCAAAUUCGGUAAAACACCUAGAAGAAAACCUGUUCAAUAAGGUGGACUUAGUAAGCGACGAUGAUCGGCGUUGGAAGAAAUCUCACCCAGAGAUUCCUCAGCGAACUGGAAAAAUUAACAACAUCGACAAGUUUGAUGCGUCGUUCUUUGGAAUUAAUUACAAACAAGCUCACUCUAUGGAUCCCAGUGCCAGAAUCUUCCUUGAGAAAACUUAUGAGUGCAUUAUCGAUGCCGGUGUCAACCCUAGUGAGCUACGGAACACUAGGACUGGUGUCUUCCUUGGAGUUUGUUUGUCAGAGUCCGAAAAAACUUGGUUUUAUGAAAAAAUGGAGAGCAACGAACAUGGAAUUACUGGGUGCGCCCGUUCUAUGAUGGCCGCUCGUAUAUCAAAUUGGCUGGGGAUCAAAGGACCAUGUUACUCGGUGGAUACUGCUUGCUCUAGCUCUAUCUUUGCAUUAGAAAACGCAGUGGCUUCAAUACGUAAUGGAGACUGCGAUGCGGCAAUCGUUGGUGGCGCGAACCUUGUGUUACAUCCAUGUACAUCGCUGCAGUUUGCCAGAUUGGGGGUAUUAUCACCAAAUGGCGCCUGUAGGAGCUUCGACAACAGAGCGAACGGGUAUGCUCGAUCUGAAGCUAUCGUGACUUGUUUUCUUCAAAAAGCCAAGGAUUCCAGAAGGGUAUACGCUCACUUAGUUCAUGCGAAAACAAACUGUGAUGGAUAUAAAAUGCAGGGCAUCACAUAUCCAGCAGGUCAGGUGCAGAAAAUGUUGCUCACAGAAUUUUACGACGAGUGUCAAAUCCCGCCUUCAAGUCUGGAGUACGUGGAAGCUCAUGGCACAGGUACCAAAGUUGGGGACCCAGAAGAGCUUAAUGCCAUUGAUGACGUAUUCUGUAUGGAAAGAUCAAGUCCCCUCUACAUUGGAUCAAUUAAGUCUAAUUUGGGUCAUACUGAGGCCAGUUCAGGACUCUGCUCCCUUGCAAAGCUUUGCAUAGCUUAUUCUUCCGGGUAUAUUCCACCAAACAUUCAUUUCAAAGAAGCUCGAGAGGGUAUCCCUGCUUUGACUGAAGGCCGAGUCCGAGUAGUUACUGAAAAGACUCCUUGGAACCGAGGCAUGUCAGGAAUCAGCAGUUUUGGCUUUGGAGGAGCCAAUGGACACGUGCUUUUAGAAAAUGUCGCUAAAAAUAAGGUUAACAAUGGACAACCAAGAGAUGAUCUACCCAGGCUUGUAUGUAUAUCUGGUCGCACAAAAUCCGCAGUGGAAAAGAUAUUUGAGGACUUAGAAUCCAGACCCAUAGAUGUCGAUCAAGUUCGGUUGUGGCAUGCUAUCCAUGAGCGCGAUAUAAACGGCCAUGAUUUUAAAGGAUAUAUCGUAUUAGGUUCCAAACCAGACAGGAGUGUAAGGCUGGCUCGUGAUAUACAGCAUGUGUCUAGCUCAAAGCAUCCGGUGUGGAUUGCUUACUCUGACCUAGGAUCAAACUGGGCUGAAGUAGCUCAUGAACUUAUGGCUAUAUCUGCGUUUGCAUCUUCUAUUCAAAAGUGUCAUAAAGCGUUAGAACCCAAAGGUUUCAACUUAAUCAAAUUAAUUAAUGAUGUUAGUUCUGGAAAAUAUGCCAGUGGUCAAUAUUAUAUGGUUGGAACUCUGGCGGUUCAUAUUGGUCUAACAGAUGUUUUGGAAACUGUUGGAGUUAGACCAGAUUACAUUAUCGGACGUGAAAUUUGUCAAUUAGGCUGCGCGUACGCUGAUGGAUGUUUAACUGUUGAGCAGGCUAUGUUGGCAGCAUACAGUGUAGCAAUGGCAUCGAAAUAUGUAUGCAAUGAAAGUUCUAUAGAAGAAACCGUGACUAGCAUUUCACGCAAUGCCAAGGAAAUUGCUCCCAUAUUGAUGCAGUACUUGAGAGAAAUAAUUUCUUCACCGAAAACUCGAUCCGAGCGCUGGCUGUCGACAUCCAUACCCCAAUCUCAGUCUCAGAAAUUAAUUGCUAAGUUGUCGUCUGCUGAAUAUCACGUCAAUUGCUUAACAGGUCCUAACGUAUUUGAGGAAUCGUCGGGUCGCAUCCAAUCAAAUGCAGUGGUCAUAAACUUCGGACUUUCAAACCCUUUGCUUUCAAAGGAUAAUAAUAUUACCUUAGUUGAUAGCGAAACGAAUUUAAUAUCUCUCCUUUCUACUUUAGGAAGAUUGUUCCAAGCUGGUCUUAAUCUUCAAUUAGCGCAAAUCUAUCCUCGCGUACAAUUCCCCGUCGCUCAAGGCACGCCGAUGUUAGCACACCUGGUGGAAUGGGAACAUAGUGAACGUUGGAACGUGGUAUUGUAUGGUUGUAACAGCAGUAUUAAAACCUCCGAGAAAACUGUGAAGGUGUCUUUACAAGACGACCACACUGAAUAUUUGUCUGGACACACUAUUGAUGGUCGUGUCAUAUAUCCUGCUACUGGUUACCUUAUCCUCGUAUGGGAUGUACUGGCACAGAUGAGCCAGCGCAUCUACGCAGAGGUAUCGGUCGUCUUCGAAGAUGUCUACUUCCAGAGAGCCACUAAUAUGCCUAAAGACGGUACUGUCGAAUUCACAGUUGUGAUACACAAAGGAAGUGGAAAGUUUGAGAUUACCGAAAACGGAACGCCUGUAGUAACAGGCCGAAUAUACGAAAAAAAUCGCGUGGGACAAGAGUUUAGAGCACUCCCACCAGAAUCUAAGGAAGACACUGCCGUUUCUGUAUCCAAACGCAUGAAUAACAAAGAUUUCUACAAGGAACUGAGUCUCAGAGGAUAUCAGUACAGUGGUUUGUUCCGUGGUGUAAUAGAAUGUGAGGUAGAUGGCCAGUAUGGUCGACUCUUAUGGGACAAUAACUGGGUAUCAUUCCUGGAUACAAUGUUACAAGUGAAAAUUGUUGCCCACGAUUCCCGUUCACUGUAUGUGCCAACCAGAAUAGAGAAAAUAUCCAUAGAUGUCGAGGUACAUAACGAGAUAACUAAUAAACUUGAACUUAGUGAAGUUCAGAAGUCUCUGGAAUUCCGUGCUUACAACGAUUUGAACAUUACAAGAGCUGGGGGUGCAGAAAUUCGGGGCGUACACGUCACUGCUAUUUCCAAAAAACCUGCUCUUGGAAUUCCUGUAUACGAAAAGAACGAAUUUGUACCUAACUGUAGCAAAGAAGUAAUUAUGUUUGCAGAUAGUCUACGCGCUAAACUGCAGUUGAUUUUGGAAAAUGUAAACACAUACAAAUUCAAGACUAUAGAACUUGUGGACGAGGAAUAUAAAAUUAAUAGUCUUGAACCAGUGAUAGAAAUGGUUAGUGACAUAUUGAGUGAUCUUCCUCUUAUACAAGCUGAACUUCUUGUUUUAAGUGAGGAAGCUUUGACACUACCGCCAAAUGUUACAGUUUCUAAUAAGAAAAUUGCAGGAGAAACCAACACAGUGUUGUUUAUUGCAGCAAAUCUUUUAAAACGAUCUAUGGUGCUCGAAGAAGGUACAUCAACGUUGAAAAAUGAUUGUUUUGUUCUGAGCCGUGAAACCAUUCGUCCUGAUAUUACAAGAUUAUCUCAUAUGUAUGACUUUGUAACCGAACAUUUUACUGGUUCAGAAUAUCUAAUUAUGCUGCGAAAGAAACAUAAUCCUAAAUCGGCAAAAUAUAUCGAAAUAUUGACAAACGACCAUACAUAUUCUUGGAUCGAUAAAGUAAAGGAAGGAAUUAACGAUGGACAUAAAAUUGUGCUUUACAAUCAAAACGAAAAAUAUAAUGGUCUACUUGGAUUAGUGAACUGCUUAAGAAAAGAACCUGGCGGUGAACUAAUUUAUGGUGUUCUUAUAGCUGAUCCUGAAGCACCAAAAUUCAAUCCAAAUCUUAAAAUUUAUAAAGAACAGCUGGAUAAAGAAUUAUCUAUUAAUGUAUUUAAAGAUGGUCAAUGGGGCACGUACCGUCAUCUCUUACUGAAGGACCUGGAUACAGUCAAGGCAACACAUGCGUAUGUCAACACCGCAACUAUCGGUGACCUCACGUCAUUGCGUUGGUGGGAAGGAUCCAUUGCCAAGGAUGCAGUUUUAAACAAUUCUACGACAAAACUUGUACAUGUUUACUAUUCGGCGAUGAACUUUCGCGAUGUGAUGACAGCGAUGGGUCGCGUGACGUUAGAUGCGGUAGCUCGAGGUCGACUAGCUCAAGAUUGUGUGCAAGGCAUUGAAGUUUCCGGGCGAACUACCAAUGGAUGUCGCGUUAUGGCUAUCUGUGAAAGAGGCAUUAGCAACAUAGUCCAGACAGAUGAGAGCCUCAUGUGGCCAAUCCCCGACGAGUGGACAUUUGAAGAAGCAGCAACUGUGCCUGUUGCUUACGGCACUGUUUACAUGGCUUUAAUAAUGAUUGGCAAAAUUCGUGGCGGCGAAUCGAUCUUGAUCCACGCUGGUUCUGGUGGUGUUGGUCAAGCUGCUAUUAGCGUAGCUCUUCACCACGGGCUAGAGGUGUUUACAACAGUGGGUACAUCUGCCAAGAGAGCCUUUGUUAAGAGACUCUUCCCACAACUUAAAAAUACUCACAUCGGUAAUUCUCGAGACAUUUCGUUUGCGCAUAUGAUCCAACGUGAGACAAAUGGAAGGGGUGUCAAUGUGGUCCUCAACUCUUUAGCAGACGACAAACUUCAGACAUCAGUCAAAUGUCUAAGUCGCCGCGGCAGAUUCCUUGAGAUUGGGAAAUAUGAUAUCACCAUUAACACGCAGCUAGAAAUGUGUUUCAGCAAGAAGGAAAUCUCCUUCCACGGUGUUAUGUUAGAUUACAUUUAUGAUGAGCAGUGUUUGAAGUUGAGAAAGAAACUAGGAGAACUUAUUUUGAGUGGUAUCGCAAGUGGUGCAGUGCGACCUCUCACCUCUUGCACGUUCGAUAAGACAAAUGUGGAGGCUGCAUACCGAUAUAUGGCUGCAGGAAAACAUAUUGGAAAGGUGAUUAUUAAAAUUCGCGAUGAAGAACCACGAACACAUGGCAACAUCGUUAAACCUACUCAUAAUGUUAUCGAUGCUAUUCCAAGGUAUAUGUGUGUCGACGAUGAAGUGUACAUUCUAGUUGGAGGUAUGGGAGGAUUUGGUCUUGAGCUUGCCGAUUGGCUGGUGCUGAGAGGUGCGCGAAAACUACUAAUGUGCUCACGAAGAGGAAUUUCGAAUGGUUAUCAAGCAUUUAGGAUAAGGAUAUGGCAAUCAUAUGGCACUGACGUCCAGAUUUCAACCCAUGACGUUACAACUGAGUCUGGUUGUAAUGAAAUGCUUAAAAUGGCUGCUACAAUGGGACCUGUGAGAGCCAUUUUCAAUUUGGCGGUCGUUUUGAACGACGCGGUGUUCUCAAAUCAAACAUCUGACACGUUUAAGAACUCAUAUGGACCAAAAGCUUCAACUACAAUUCAUCUCGAUAAGCUUUCUAGAAAACUGUGUCCGGAUGUAAAAAACUUUGUGGUGUUUUCUUCAGUAUCUUGUGGUCGUGGUAAUGCUGGUCAAACCAAUUAUGGUUACUCAAAUUCUGUGAUGGAAAGAAUUUGUGAAGAACGAAAAAGUCAAGGUUUUCCAGCUUUAGCAAUACAAUGGGGAGCUAUUGGUGAUGUGGGUUUAGUAGCGGAUAUGCAAAAUGAUAAUAUUCAACUUGAAAUCGGUGGUACACUACAGCAAAGAAUUUCAUCAUGUAUGCAAGCCAUGGAUAAGUUCUUGAAACAGGACGCUGUAAUCGUAUCAUCUAUUGUAGUUGCUGAGAAGCGACUUGCUGGUGCUGGCAGUGGAAGUAUUAAUGAUGCUGUUGCUCAAAUUAUGGGUAUUGCUGAUUUGAAGACGGUGUCACAUCAAGUGCCACUUUCUGAGCUUGGAAUGGACAGCAUAAUGGCUGUGGAAAUAAAACAAACACUCGAAAGGGAGUUUGAAGUUUUCCUUUCGGCACAAGAAAUCAGGACAAUAACGUUUUCAAGGUUGAUUGAAUUAGACCAGCGUGAUGGCGAAGAAAAUACAGCUGUAGUUGCUGCUAAACAAACAGCAACCACACCUAAUGGACUAGUGGCAGUACUUAUUAAGAACUUUGGAGAUGAGAAAUUGUCUGUUAAACCUUUUAUUGAUAUGCCUACACUAGCCAGUAAGAUUGGAAACCAGAAAUCUGAUAAAACUAUUUUCAUGCUACCCGGCCUAGAAGGUUGUGCAACAGCAUUGGAGAAUUUGUGCAAAAAGUUAGAAAUAAAUGCAUGCGUAAUGCAGCUUGGUUUAAAAGACGUCAAUGAAGAUAUGGAUCAUAUGGUGCAAAAGUUAUACAAGAUUGUGAAGUCGCGCUUGUCACCAGGAGAACCUUUCUACUUGCUGGGAUACAGUUUUGGAACCUUGCCAAUAUUAAAAUUGACCCAUAAAUUAGAGAGUGAAGGUCACAAAGGAGUGGUAUUUUGUUUAGACGGAUCACCAGACUUCAUGAGAACUAUGAUAAUCAGUAUUUUCGGUGUUGUUGAUGACGUCACUAUGCAAAACAGUUUACUCAUAUACAACAUCAGCAAGAUCGCUCCAAAUACGAAUAUGACUGAAGUAAUGGCUAAACUUCAGGGAAUUCAAUCUUAUGAAGAAAAAAUCAAAUGUUCUUUGGCUAUUUGUUCAGACAAAUUAAGCUACUCUACCAAAUUUAUAAUUGACGUAUGUAAAGCUACGUUUAACCGAAUCAAAUGUAGUUUAAACUAUGAUAAGGAAAACCUGAUAUUAAAAUCUCCCAUAAUUCUUCUACGGGCGAAAAAUAAUAUAGGUGACAUUCAAUUUGACGAAAACUAUGGCGUUGAUAAAUUUACAAAUAACAAAGUAAUUACACAUUUCUUAGAUGCUGAUCAUAUAAGUAUAGUUGAACAUGAUGAUAGUGCUAAAAUCAUAAACGCAACUAUUGGUAAUUAUGAAAAAUGUAUAAAGAAACUAGAUGGUGUUACAGGAACUAUUGGAAAAAUACGAACUAUUGCUCUUUAAAAAAUAUAACAGUUUUUGAAAAAAUAAAAAUAAAGUAAUUAUAAAGUAAAUAAA
Molecule: messenger RNA, 7161 nt
Organism: Pectinophora gossypiella (pink bollworm)
Lineage: Eukaryota; Metazoa; Arthropoda; Insecta; Lepidoptera; Gelechiidae
Product: fatty acid synthase-like
Exons: 40
Coding region: 34-7107 (2357 amino acids)
Biological process (GO): fatty acid biosynthetic process
Molecular function (GO): 3-oxoacyl-[acyl-carrier-protein] synthase activity; oxidoreductase activity; phosphopantetheine binding
Source: RefSeq, a predicted model, not a curated record